This is a messenger RNA of Salvia splendens (bonfire salvia), 1734 nucleotides long. RefSeq names its product cytochrome P450 716B1. The transcript is spliced from 3 exons. Gene Ontology annotation, molecular function: oxidoreductase activity, acting on paired donors, with incorporation or reduction of molecular oxygen; iron ion binding; heme binding. Gene Ontology annotation, biological process: sterol metabolic process. Lineage: Eukaryota; Viridiplantae; Streptophyta; Magnoliopsida; Lamiales; Lamiaceae. The coding region runs from base 95 to 1537 and encodes 480 amino acids. The record is from RefSeq and is a predicted model, not a curated record.
UAAGUUGAGUUUCCCUAUUCAGAUCAAUCAAAAAGAUAGAAGAAACAAAGUAACAGAUCAAUCAAAAAGAUAGAAGAAACAAAGUAAAGUUUCGAUGAUUUUGCUGUGGGUCCUAGCGUUUGUGUCUCUGGUUUUGUUGGUGGCGAAGAAGAAGAGGAUUGGGCAGAGAAGGGUCCCACCGGGGACGUUGGGAGUUCCGAUAAUCGGGCAAAGUCUGGAGCUUCUGAAGGCGAUGCGAGCUGAUAAAAGCGAGGAGUGGUUCCAAGAAAGGGCCCGAAAAUAUGGCCCGGUUUCGAAGAUGAACAUAUUCGGAAAGCGGACGGUAUUUGUAACGGGCCAAGCAUAUAACAAAUUCAUAUUCAGCAGCGACGAGCAGACGCUCUCCAACAAGCAGCCACCGUCGGUGCGGCGGCUGCUCGGCGAGAGGAAUUUGUUCGAGAUGAGCAGCCAAGAUCACCGGCGGUUGAGGGGAGCAAUCCUCUCCUUCUUGAAGCCAGAAGCCCUCAAGCAGUAUGUCGGAACGAUGGACCAUGAGAUCAGAUUGCACCUCACCCACCAUUGGCAUCACGAUCACGUUAUCUCGGUGAUGCCGUUGAUGAAGACACUGACGUUCAAUAUGAUUUGCACGCUUCUGUUUGGAAUAGAGAGAGGAGAGAGAAGACAAACCUUGGUGCGUCUCUUCCAACAAGUGAUGGACGGAAUGCUGGCUGUGCCGUUAAAUCUCCCCUUCACCCGCUUCAACAAAAGCAUACGGGCGAGGGCGGAAGCAGGGGCCAUCGUAAGGGCAUUGAUACGCGAGAAGAGACAGAAACUGGAGAGAGGAGAAGCUGAGCACGAUCUUAUCACCAGUUUAUUGAGCAUGUGCGAUGACACCGGCUCACCACUUUUAUCCGACCAGGAAAUCGAGGACAAUUGCUCGGUAGCGAUGAUCGCCGGCCACGACACAACCUCCACGCUUCUUACAUACCUGAUCAAACUCAUAGCUGAACACCCAAACGUUUACCAAGUUCUCCUCAAUGAGCACGAAGAGAUUGUGCGAGGGAAAAAGGGAGCGAGUGAUACUCUGACGUGGGAGGAUCUUGGUAAGAUGAAGUACACAUGGAGAGUUGCGACGGAGGCGUUGAGGAUGUAUCCGCCGGUAAUAUUCGGGUUUAGGCAAGUCCUUAAAGAUAUUGAGAUGGGAGGAUACAUUAUUCCCAAAGGAUGGCAAGUGUUUUGGGCUGGAUGCAUGACGCAGAUGGAUGGAUCAAUAUACCCGGAUCCGAACAAGUUCGACCCGUUGCGUUUCGAAGAUCAAGCAGCGAUGCCACCGCAUACUUUCGUGGCAUUUGGAGGAGGUUCGAGGAUGUGCCCAGGCUACGAAUUUGCAAGAAUGGAGACGUUAGCAAUGAUUCAUUAUUUGGUCACUCGCUUCACUUGGAAGCUCUGUUUGGAAGAGAAUACAGUAAGCAGAGAUCCCAUGCCAGUUUUCAAACAAGGCUUGCCCAUACACAUUCACAUCAACAACCCUUCAUUACACGAUGCAAUCAAAUUCUAAUUUCCACUUGUUUGGAGGAGCUCUGGUCUACACAGUCCGGCCAAAUAUUAAGUAUUCCUCUAUGAUAUUAUCACCGUUAUUCUGUACCAUAUAUUCAACUAUUUCUCGUUAGAGGGUGGAAUAGUAGUAAUAAAUAAUACUUGUACGUGACUCAACAUUACUCCCUCCAUCAUAACAUAGAUAUCACAAUUUCUUGA